Molecule: messenger RNA, 573 nt
Organism: Rotaria socialis
Lineage: Eukaryota; Metazoa; Rotifera; Eurotatoria; Philodinida; Philodinidae
Source: the annotation of a GenBank genome assembly
AUGUUACAAUAUGCGAUGCUAUGUAAUUGCAUAAAGUCAACAGUGACAACCUAUCCUAUCCACAUAAAAUUUGCACAAAAACAAACUAUAAUUGCAACCGGUUUAUACAAAUUAACUUCCCUGAAGCAGAAGAAUAUAAUGACCCAAUCAAGUUGGAAAUCUGUAGAUGAUGCUUUAACAGUUGGUCAGACGACUUUCAGCAUAACGAAAUCAAUUUCAACAGUUGCCAUUGUUGUAACGGUCGCAUCAGCUGCAUUGACAGUUGUUGAUGUAGCAUUCUUAAUUGCAAGUGGGGUAUCUGAUCACCCAACUAUUGAGGUAAUCAAUAAUGUUGUUAAACAAUUGAAGAAAGAACUUGAACGCUUCAAAGAUAUAAAUUCAACAAUAGAUACAUUUAAAGAAAAAGCUUUUCUAUCAACAGUUGAUGAUUUUCAAAUUAUUAGUUUGAGUACUAUAUCUAAUGAUGCUUUAAUCGCUUUACUUAAUAAUAAUAAUGCUACAGAAUCUAUAGAAAUAUUAAAAAACUAUGAUAUUGUUGGCCAUUCAAAAAUAACUAUAUUCCAAAGCAACUAG